Messenger RNA from Danio aesculapii, 4812 nucleotides. RefSeq names its product DNA (cytosine-5-)-methyltransferase 3 beta, duplicate b.2 (gene dnmt3bb.2). Gene Ontology annotation, cellular component: nucleus. The record is from RefSeq and is a predicted model, not a curated record. NCBI's taxonomy places the organism in Eukaryota, Metazoa, Chordata, Actinopteri, Cypriniformes, Danionidae. Gene Ontology annotation, molecular function: protein binding; DNA binding; DNA (cytosine-5-)-methyltransferase activity, acting on CpG substrates. The transcript is spliced from 25 exons. The coding region runs from base 159 to 4505 and encodes 1448 amino acids. Gene Ontology annotation, biological process: negative regulation of transcription by RNA polymerase II.
UCGGUAGGAGGACAUAUGUUGUGAACGUUUGUGGAUAUCAACAAAAUCGACACCGUACUUGAAUCCGACCAAUCCGAUGAUCCGCUGAAGUCGCGGUAUCGCCAGGGAGGACCGAUUACCAAAACAUUGACCGGACGGACGGUGGUGGUUAUGGAAAAAUGGUGGCAGAUUUAAAGAUUGGAGAAGAUAAACACAGUCUCGGUGAGCUGUUGGACUGGCUCAAUGGAUUACUUCAAGCCACGUUCAGUCAAGUGGAGGACACAUGCUCAGGUGCUGCUUUUUGUCAGUUGAUGGACAUCAUUCAACCUGGAUCUAUUGACAUAACUAAAGUGAAUUUCACAGCAGAGGAGAACCUAGACAUCUUGAAUAAUUAUAAUCUGCUACAGGAAGCUUUCAGCAAGGCACAGAUUCAAAAGGAGCUGAAGCUGACAUUGUUGGUGAAUGGAGAUAUUUUGACAACGUGUGAUUUGCUUACAUGGUUCAAAGACAUGCAUGAUCACAACUUUGCAAAGCAGAAAUGUAACCCACAGGGGGGGUUUGUUAAACCUGAAGUAGUUUCAUUGAAAUCAAACAGAGAGUUUGAAACAAUUAAGAAGGAAAAUGUUUCAAGCCUCUACAGUACUGAAGAAACAAGUCUAAACCAGAAAAUGCUAAACAUUGAGAAGACAUCACAAGAGUCUCUCUCCUGGAGUCCACUCACAUCUUUCAAAAGAAAGUAUGGCUCAUCUACCUUCAAUGAUGAUGAAUCAAACAAUAUAAAUAGCAAGGACUGUCCAGGCCAGAAAUCAAAUGGAGACAUUACACCAUUCUGCAGCCAGACUCCAUACUGCCUUUAUUUCUUUCAUGGAGUGGAGCUCGAGGAUGACAAGAAGGCCAAUCUGAUCUUGUUGGGCUUUUUUGACAAAGAAACUGGGGAAAACAAUAUCAGACUACUAGAUGUUGUCUGUCCAACAAAAGAAUCCACUGAAGACAUCUGCAACUACAUCUCGGGCAUGCUGAGGAAGAUUAGAAUACCUAUAUUCAACAUGGCAGUAUUAUAUUCAGAUUUCCCAGAUCACAAACAUCUUGUAGCUGGUCUACAGUUAAUGAAAUCUGAGAUUGUGUCUUUAUGUGGACUUACAGAACUGACAGGACAAGUGUGUCACAGUGGUGUUGAGAAAAUUGAGUUUUCUGACCUGAUUCUGAAUCUCAUCACAGAGAUCUACAAACACUUCCCAUCUUUCCCAGCAGAUCUACAAGCUUUGCUUGAAGAUAUUGAGGGGUCAGACAUUGAUAAUCAUCUGACAUCUCAGUGCUCUCUCUUCUGGAGAAUAAUUAAGAAAAUUCUUUUAGCUUGGUCACAUCUUGAGAAGUAUUUUGGAUCUCUGGGUACAGAAGAAGAAGCAGUCUGCCUUCUUCUAGAUGAUCCCAAAAUAAAACUCAACGUCCUCUUUCUUACCCACGCUUUGCAGCCGCUUUGUGAUUUUCAGGAGACCAUUGAUCAAGGUGCCAGCGUCUUACAACUGCUCCAAGAUGCUUCUAAAUUAUUGAGACUUUACACGCAGAGUUUCCUCAGACCAAAAGCAGCAGAGUAUUUUCACAGGAGAGGAAAGACCUCACUUGUACGGGAGACGGUGGGACAUUUACCUAGAGGAGAGGUUGCAGUCGGCGAACAGGCUGCUGAUUUUCUCCAGCAGCACUCUGAAGAGUUGUCUGACUACUUGGAGACAUUUCACAGUUCCAUCAUCUCCUUCUACACCACUGUUACUGUUAGUAUCGUUGAACGUCUACCUCUCCCUGAUUCCACCCUGAGAAACUUGUCGUUGGUGUUGAGUCCAGGAAAAAAGCUUGAAGUGACCGGCAAAAUGGUCCAAGAAUUAGGCGUCGGUUUUGGUGUUUGCUUAAGCCCAGACAAUGUCAGCCUGCUAACGGAUGAGUUUUUGGAGUACCAGUUUAUUGACGGGAGUGACACUGGCUCAGUCGACCAGCCAACUGAGAAGUACUGGCAAACAGAGCUGAGGAUUAUGGGAAAUGCAUCUAAUUUUGGGAAAUUAAUUGUUAGCUUGUUGGCCCUUCCCAAAACACUGAAAAAAGAGAUCAUUUUUGAACAGAUGUUUCAACAAACUGACUAUCUCAAGAUGAUGAGAAUAGAGGAUUGUGAGGAUAAGGAUAUAAUGGAGGACGAUGUCACAGACAGCAGCUCGUAUAAAAGCGCUCCAUCACAUCUCAGUCCAGAGACUCAGGGAAGCAGCAUAUCUGAUGUCAUUGACCUUACUGAAAUGGAUGAGAUGGCUCCAGUGGAAAUAGAGGACAUUGCACCAAUGGAUGUGGAUGAUAUUGUGUCAAUUUCUUCUGAUUCCGAAACAGAAAACCAAAAAGACAAUGUUCCAAAAGUAUCUAUAGUCUUAGAUGAUGACGAUGAUGAUGAAAUGACAGAUGAUGAUGACGAUUAUGGCUGUGAAGUUGGCGAAGUCAUGUGGAAGUAUUCGAAAAAUAAAGAAGGAAAUACACAAAAUGAGAUAACAGACAACACAUACCAGGAUGGUUAUUCAGUUGGUGAGAUGGUUUUGGGACCAAUUGAGGGCUUUGGGCUUUGGCCUGGACUAGUUCAGAGCUGGGACAGCGAGAGGCCUUGUGGCUCCAUGCGUAAAGUGAUUUUCUUUGGGAACGGGAUGCAGACAGAAGUCCAAGCAGACAGGCUUCUGCCCUUCUCUUCAUUAGCCAAGUGCUUUUGUUCUAACUCCUUCGCUACAGUAAUGGCAUAUAAAGAUGCAAUUUUCAGUUCUCUGCAGGUGGCUUCCAGACGCAGCAGAAUGUUUUUUUCUCCAGAGAGUGAAUCUAAGGAUGAGCUUCUUAGAGUCAUGUUGAACUGGGCAUUUGGAGGCUUUGAACCACUGGGUGCAGAUGGACUCCAACCUCAAUCAGAAUACAAUGUGAAAGUGAAAAAGGGAAACCGCAAGAACCCUACAGGAAAGUUGUUUAAUUUAACUGUGCCUCUCAAUAAAAUCCCUGAAUCUCUGGACCUGAACAAUGGCUCAGUAGACCUGGGGACAACAGAUGCCGACAAGAAAGACUUGUAUUCAAAAUGGAAUGGAGGAUCAAUGCAGAACGUUAAGAUUCGUAGAAAAUAUAAACAGCGGAAUAAGAAUAUCACCCCAACUGUACAGAUCGAGUCCAGGCAGAACAGCCAAAAAAGACAUCAAAUGGUGCAUGAAUUUCUUAAAAAUAAGAGAAAGAUUGAAGAUUUCUGCUUAUCUUGUGGCAGUAUGCCUGUUGACAUCAUUCAUCCACUCUUCGAAGGAAAGCUGUGUACAAACUGCAAGUUUAAUUUUACGGAGACGCUGUACAGAUAUGAUGAAGAUGGCUAUCAGUCGUACUGCACCGUCUGCUGUUCUGGCAUGGAGGUCAUUCUGUGUGGCCAUGACAGCUGCUGUCGCUCCUUCUGUGUGGACUGUCUGGAUAUUUUAGUGUGUCAGGGGACGUUUGACCGGCUGAAAAAUGUGGACCCUUGGACCUGUUACUUGUGUGCACCUGAGACCAGCUCUGGAGCCUUGAAGCCCAGGCAUGACUGGAGCAUCAGAGUGCAGGAGUUCUUUGCCAAUGACACCGGCAUGGAGUUUGAACCCCAUCGUGUUUAUCCAUCAAUCCCUGCUGUCCAGCGACGUCCAAUCAGAGUCCUCUCAUUAUUUGAUGGCAUAGCUACAGGAUAUCUUGUUCUGAGGGAUCUUGGCUUCAAAGUGGAAAAGUAUGUGGCUUCAGAAAUUGAUGAAGAGUCAAUUACCAUUUCCAUGGUCAACCAUGAUGGGAAAAUCACUCAAGUGGAUGAUGUGAAAAACAUUACGAAAAAACAUAUUGAGAAAUGGGGUCCAUUUGAUCUUCUCAUUGGUGGAAGUCCAUGUAAUGACUUGUCCAUAGUCAAUCCUGCUCGGAAAGGCUUGUAUGAGGGCACUGGACGGCUGUUUUUUGAGUACUAUCGGCUUCUGAAUGUUUUGAAGCCAAAGGAGGAUGAUCCACAACCUUUCUUCUGGCUGUUUGAGAAUGUCACCUUCAUGCAAACCCACGUUAAAGCAGACAUUUGCCGCUUUCUGGAAUGUAACCCUGUGCUUGUUGAUGCCGUGAAAGUGAGUCCAGCUCACAGAGCAAGAUACUUCUGGGGGAACAUACCUGGCAUGAACAGACCAAUCAUAGCAUCUCAGAAUGAUAAACUCCGUCUUCAAGAAUGUCUGGAGCCUGGCCGCACUGCAAAGUAUGAAAAAAUUCGCACUAUCACUACACGGCAAAACUCACUGAAGCAGGGCACCAAUGACGCACAUUUCCCUGUCACCAUGAACGGUAAAGAUGACCACAUAUGGAUCACAGAAUUGGAGAAAAUAUUUGGAUUUCCGAAGCAUUACACAGAUGUGAAAAGCAUGGGUCGUCCGCAGAGGCAGAGAGUAUUGGGGAAGUCCUGGAGUGUUCCUGUCAUCAGACAUCUUUUAGCACCACUGAAGGAUUACUUUGCUUGUGACGAAUUCCCUGUGAAAUGAAGAGAGGCUAGGAGGAGGAUUUUAAUUCUUUUUUGGUCAAUGUAAAAAGACUCAGGGACACUCAACUAAGUUGCUUUUUAAGUGUUUUUUAAACUUUUUUAAUGAAACUGUUAUGAUUAGCUGAAGAAUAGUUUGGAAUAAUGCUGGGAAGGUUGAUUGUAUUUUAUUGAAUGAUGCAUAAAAUCACGUGUCACUUUUUAAAAAUUGUAUUUUUCACAAUUUAUAAUCAUGUUUUACAUGUUAGUUGCAAAUAGAUAAAUGUCGAUGUGAGAUUGAGCCAAAAAAUAAACCUUUUUAUUGUGUGCAA